Messenger RNA from Daucus carota subsp. sativus, 2843 nucleotides. RefSeq names its product phosphate transporter PHO1 homolog 1. NCBI's taxonomy places the organism in Eukaryota, Viridiplantae, Streptophyta, Magnoliopsida, Apiales, Apiaceae. The record is from RefSeq and is a predicted model, not a curated record. Gene Ontology annotation, cellular component: membrane. The transcript has 14 exons. The coding region runs from base 278 to 2641 and encodes 787 amino acids.
GAGGGCAUUUUUCAUAGUCAGAAGCCAUCCAAUAUUCAUACCUGGUGGCUUUGCAUACAUUUCCGGGCGAAUCAAAGCCUAAACAAGACCCUCCUAGUGGAUAGAAAAGGUUACAGAGGAUAUAUUGGAAUGUGCUGUGAUUCAAAUUCUUUUUCCUGUCCAUAAAUAAUGUGCUCCUAAGCACCAUCUAAACACUCUCAAGUCACUUGCCUCACACACCAUCUACUGCAGUUGCUCUCGAGUACUGUGAGACGUCGAGCAGAGACUUGUUGUCAAGAUGGUGAAGUUUUCUAAACAGUUUGAGGGUCAGCUUGUGCCUGAGUGGAAAGAGGCCUUUGUUGAUUAUGGGCAGCUGAAGAAAGAUCUCAAGAAAAUCCAUCUCCUGAACGUCGAAAAUGCACCUUCCAAUAACCAUGAGAGCUCUUUAAGCAAAACCAUCUUUUCCUCUAUUAGGAAAAGCUCAUUAUUUCGCAACAAACGUAGAGAACAUGGGAUAAUUCAUGUUCAUAAGAAACUUGAAUCAUCUGAAAGCAAAGGUGAUAUGUACGAGACUGAACUUCUGGAGCAGUUUGCUGAUGAUAGUGAUGCAGCUGUCGAUUUUUUUUCAUGUUUGGACCUCCAACUUAAUAAAGUGAACCAAUUUUUUAAAAACAAAGAGAAGGAGUUCUUGGAGAGAUGGGAAUCACUGGAGAAACAAAUGGGGAUUCUUCUUGAGCUGAAGAGUGCGCUUAAAUCACAGCAUGCUAAUGAAGUUUCUUCGAAUAAUUCCAAGGAAGACGACUCCAUUUCAGGCACCAUUUCAUGUGAUGAAGAAUCCCCCAGGUAUAUAACAGAGCAGGAGCAGAAGCAGGGUAACGAGACUGAUGAUCAGUUUGAUCAGAAUGAUUUGCAGUUCUCCGGCUCUUCUAAAUUUGAUGAGGCUUUUAAAUCAAUAAAACUAAAAAGGGCAGACUCAAAUCCAAGAACUGCCUCUGGUCGAUUUUUCAGUUCUCAAGGAAAAAAUCUUAAAAUACAUAUUCCUCUCACAAAUCCAACUCGCACAUUUUCAUAUUUACUUUGGGAUGAUCUAAUUAAGCAGUCCUCGAAGAAAGGUGGUAUGGACGGAAGAAAGCUGCACAUUAACAAAACAAAAAUACACCAUGCUGAAAAAAUGAUAAGAGGGGCUUUCAUUGAGCUCUAUAAAGGUCUUGGCUAUCUGAAAACUUACAGGAAUUUGAACAUGCUUGCUUUUUCAAAGAUUUUGAAGAAAUUCGACAAAGUUACAAACAAACAAGUUCUUCCCAUUUAUUUAAAAGUUGUUGAAAGCUCUUACUUCAACAGCUCAGACAAGGUUAUGAAGUUGGCUGAUGAAGUUGAGGAAAUGUUUGUCAAACACUUUGCUGAAGAUGAUAAAAGGAAGGCGAUGAAAUAUCUUAAACCGACUCAAAGAACUGAAUCUCAUGCUGUCACCUUCUUCAUUGGGUUAUUCACAGGAUGCUUCAUCGCGUUCUUAAUUGGCUAUGGGAUUAUGGCGCAUAUAGCAGGAAUGUAUAGACCUCAGUCCGAUACAGUGUACAUGGAAACUGUUUAUCCGGUUCUUAGCAUGUUCAGCCUGUUAUUUCUACAUUUCUUUCUGUACGGAUGCAACAUUUUUGCGUGGAGGAAGACUCGUAUAAAUUAUAGCUUCAUCUUUGAACUGUCCCCAACAAAAGACCUCAAGUACAGGGAUGUGUUCUUGAUCUGUACAAUGUCAAUGACGGCCGUGGUUGGUGUCUUGUUUAUUCAUAUAUCACUUAUGGCCAAGGGGUAUUCCUACACUCAAAUACAAGUCAUUCCUGGUCUACUUUUACUGAUUUCUCUUCUACUACUAGUCUGCCCCAUCAACAUAGUCUACAAAUCAAGCCGUUAUCGCUUACUUCGCGUGCUUAGAAAUAUUGUUCUAUCCCCUUUAUACAAGGUUGUAAUGCUUGACUUCUUUAUGGCUGAUCAACUAUGUAGCCAGGUGCCAAUGCUUAGGAACCUCGAGUAUGUCACCUGCUACUACAUAACAGGAAGCUACAAAACUCAGGAUUACGGAUAUUGCAUGAGAACAAAAAAUUACAGAGACCUUGCUUAUGCAGUUUCCUUCCUUCCAUAUUAUUGGAGGGCUAUGCAGUGUGCUCGGAGGUGGUUUGAUGAAGGAGAAACUAGCCACCUUAUAAAUCUUGGUAAAUAUGUAUCUGCAAUGUUGGCAGCAGGAGCAAAAGUGGCCUAUGAGAAAGAAAGGACUAUAGGAUGGCUUUGUCUAGUUGUGAUCAUGUCUAGUGUUGCAACUGUUUAUCAAUUAUACUGGGAUUUUGUUAAGGAUUGGGGUCUGUUACAGAAGGAUUCCAAGAAUCCCUGGUUAAGAAAUGAGUUAAUGCUUCGUCAAAAAUUCAUCUACUUCCUCUCUAUGGGAUUAAACCUGAUCCUCAGGCUAGCCUGGUUACAAACCGUCCUCCACUACAAUUUGGGCAGCAUUGAUUACCGAAUCACAGGGCUAAUUUUAGCAGCUCUUGAAGUCAUUAGACGAGGACAGUGGAAUUUUUACAGAUUGGAGAAUGAGCAUCUAAACAAUGCUGGCAAGUUCAGAGCAGUUAAAAUAGUACCACUUCCUUUUCAUGAAGUUGAUGAUGAAGAUUGACGAUGAUGGCAACACUUGGUUAGAGAAUAGGAAUUGUUGUUUGUUGUUGCAAAGAAAUCCCUUAUUGUCACUAAUCAAGUUGAUGGAACAAAAUACAAAAGUACAUCAACUUUUUCUUGUCAUUAUUUGGUCCGCUGGUUGAGCAAACCAAUCCAUACUUGUACACAACUUUUGUCGUCAAUGUUUCUAUGAAUUUUGAUUC